AUGGUUGGGGUAGAGGACAGGUACAGAGAGAAGCUCUUUAUCAAUCAGAGGACCAGAGCAUGCCAGUCUGUGUCGGUGAUGGCGUGCAGCGGGACCUAUGAGUACGUCAUCGAGGAGUUCUGUCUGGGGAAAUUCAGACUGGACAUGAAGGAACUGGACCAGCAUCACUGGUGCAGCUGGGAGGAUACAGUGGAACCUUAUGGUGAGCUCACCAACUGCACCUACCUGAUCGCCCUGAAGAUGGACUGUUUCUGGCCCAACCGGCAGGUGGACGAGUUCUUCAUCCGCAUCCACAAGCAGUACUUCCACGACUGCUCCCUGUCGGGACGGCAGCUGCGUGAUCCGCCCAACCAUAUCCUUGGGCCAUUCAUUGUGGUGCCCAUCCUUGUCACGCUGCUCAUGACUGCCCUAGUGGUGUGGAGGAGCAAACGCAGCGAAGGCAUUGUGUAA
Salvelinus namaycush (lake trout) is the source of this 450-nucleotide messenger RNA. Its product is annotated as receptor activity-modifying protein 1-like. Gene Ontology annotation, molecular function: coreceptor activity. The transcript is spliced from 3 exons. Gene Ontology annotation, biological process: protein localization to plasma membrane; calcium ion transport; intracellular protein transport. Bases 1 to 450 code for a protein of 149 amino acids. The record is from RefSeq and is a predicted model, not a curated record. NCBI's taxonomy places the organism in Eukaryota, Metazoa, Chordata, Actinopteri, Salmoniformes, Salmonidae. Gene Ontology annotation, cellular component: membrane; cell surface; signaling receptor complex.